GAACCGCCCGUAUCUCUGGUGCUCGGGGGCGGCCGCCAUUUUGUUUCUGUGUGGAGGGCGGGGACGGGUUUGGCUGAGCCCCUUGCCUGCCGUUAAGUGACCUCCGCCCGCAUCCCGAUCUCUUGUCAGGGGCCGGGGAAGGCCGACGUCGUGGUGGACUCGAGCCGGCUGAGCUCGAAGCUGGUCGCUUAUCGCCUUGGCCAGGGCAGGGGGCUGCCCGAGAUGCGACAUUCAAAACGAAGUCAUUGCUCUGAGUGGGAUGAUAGAAAGAACUGGGAUCAAGGAAAGCACAGUGCUCCCCAUAAACGCAAAAAGAGGUCCCACAGCAGUGUACAAGAAAGCAAACCUGAUAAAUCACAUCAUCUUGAAGUUUCAGACAGUCAUUCAUUGGACGAUAGAUCCAUAAAUGAGAGAGAUCAUCAUGACCGGAGAUAUGUUGAGGAAUACAGAAAUGACUUCUGUGAAGGAUAUGACCACAGGCAUUAUCACAGAGACUAUGAAAAGAGUCACCAUCACCACUAUAGCAAAUCCUCUGGUCGGAGCAGGAAAAGUAGUCAUAAAAGGAAGCAUAAGAGACAUCAUUGCUCCAGUCACCAUUCACAUUCGAAGAGUCACCGAAGGAAAGGAUCGAGGAGUGUAGAGGAUGAUGAGGAGGGUCACCUGGUCUGUGAAAGUGGAGACGUACUAAGAGCAAGAUAUGAAAUUAUUGCCACGUUAGGGGAAGGGGCAUUUGGAAAAGUAGUGGAAUGCAUUGAUCACAAUAUGAGAGGAAUGCAUGUAGCAGUUAAAAUUGUGAAAAAUGUUAGUAGAUACCGUGAAGCAGCCCGUUCAGAAAUACAGGUAUUGGAGUAUUUAAACACCAUGGAUCCCAGCAGCACGUUCCGCUGUGUCCAGAUGCUGGAAUGGUUUGAUCAUCAUGGUCAUGUUUGCAUUGUGUUUGAGCUGCUGGGACUUAGUACCUAUGACUUUAUUAAAGAAAACAGCUUUUUGCCAUUUCAUAUUAAUGACAUUAGACAGAUGGCAUAUCAGAUUUGCCAGUCUAUAAAUUUUUUACAUCACAAUAAGUUGACUCAUACAGAUCUGAAACCUGAAAAUAUUUUGUUUGUGGAGUCUGACUAUGUAGUAAAGUACAACUCUAAAAUGAAGCGGGAUGAACGCACACUAAAAAACACAGACAUCAAAGUUGUAGAUUUUGGAAGUGCAACUUUUGAUAAUGAACAUCACAGUACUUUAGUGUCUACAAGACAUUACAGAGCUCCUGAAGUUAUUUUAGCGCUGGGGUGGUCACAGCCCUGUGAUGUUUGGAGUAUAGGUUGCAUUCUAAUUGAAUAUUACCUUGGUCUUACAGUAUUUCAGACACAUGAUAGUAAAGAACACUUGGCAAUGAUGGAGAGAAUGUUAGGGCCUCUACCAACUCACAUGAUUAAGAAAUCAAGAAAACGCUAUUUUCAGCAUGACCAAUUGGACUGGGAUGAACAUAGUUCUGCAGGUCGAUAUGUUAGGAGACGUUGUAAACCAUUAAAGGAAUUAAUGCAUUGUCAUGACUCAGAUCAUCAGAAUCUAUUUGACCUAAUUCGCAGAAUGUUGGAGUAUGAUCCAGCCAAAAGAAUUACUCUUGAUGAAGCCUUGCAGCAUCCUUUCUUUGACUUAUUAAAAAAUAAAUAAUUCAGAGAUCUUAUGUGUUUCUCCGAGGAGACUACAUAGACUGUGUCAGUCAACAGAGCUAGCAUGAGAUUUUUGUAAACUUUAAUUUAUUUUGUACAUUAAAUUUAAAUAUUUCCAUA
Molecule: messenger RNA, 1784 nt
Organism: Gopherus evgoodei (Goodes thornscrub tortoise)
Lineage: Eukaryota; Metazoa; Chordata; Testudines; Testudinidae
Gene: CLK4
Product: CDC like kinase 4
Exons: 13
Coding region: 223-1665 (480 amino acids)
Biological process (GO): protein phosphorylation; regulation of RNA splicing
Cellular component (GO): nucleus
Molecular function (GO): protein tyrosine kinase activity; ATP binding
Source: RefSeq, a predicted model, not a curated record